AUGCCGCUCUAUGCUAUGUUCUUAAAGGAAUUGAUGACCAAGAAGAGAAGUUGGAAGAAUGAUGAGACUGUUGUGCUAACUGAGGAAUGUAGUGCUGUCAUUCAAUACAAGCUACCCCAGAAAUUGAAGGACCCUGGGAGCUUCCAAAUCCCCUGUAUCAUAGGAGAAAUCACAGUGGAAAAAGCCUUAUGUGCUUUGGGAGCCAGCAUAAAUCUGAUGUCCUUAGUAACGAUAAUAAGAAUGAGGAUUGAGGAGGCUAAACCAACAAGAAUGGCCCUUCAAUUGGCAAACCGAUCAUUCAAGUUUCCCCAAGGAGUAGUGGAAGACUUGUUAGUAAAGGUGGGAUAUUUCAUCUUCCCAUCAGACUUUGUAGUGUUGGAUAUGGAGGAAGAAGCCAAAGCCUCAAUUAUUUUGGGAAGGCCAUUCUUAGCUACUACCGGAGCCAUCAUAGAUGUCCAAAAGGGUGAACUUACCCUUAGGUUACAUGAUGAAAAAAUGGUAUUCAAUGUGUUUAAAGCCUUGAGCUACCCACGGGAAUCACUAGGAGAAUGCAUGAGGUUGGAUUCAGUGGAAGUCUUAGUACAAGUGACCCAUGAGGAGGAAGAAAUUGAGGAAAUAUUAGGAGAGGACCCCACAUCAAACGAAGAGGCUGCAGCAGUCGAAGUUCUUAUCCAGCGCACAUCAGAAGAGAAGAAUGAAGAAAAAGAAGCACCUAAGCUUAAACUGAAAUCGUUACCAUCCACCCUUAAAUAUGCAUACUUGGGAAACAAUGAAAGUUACCCAGUGAUCAUAAAUUCAUCUCUUAGCAAAGAACAGGAGGAAGAAUUAAUCAAAGUGUUGCAAACACAUAAAGAUGACAUUGAAUGGACCCUUGCUGACUUAAAGGGAAUCAGUUCAUCCAUAUACAUGCAUAAGAUAUUGUUGGAAGAUGAUGCCAAACCCUCCAUUCAACCCCAAAGGAGGCUGAAUUAA
Molecule: messenger RNA, 972 nt
Organism: Arachis stenosperma
Lineage: Eukaryota; Viridiplantae; Streptophyta; Magnoliopsida; Fabales; Fabaceae
Exons: 1
Coding region: 1-972 (323 amino acids)
Source: RefSeq, a predicted model, not a curated record